CAUUGUCUGUUUCUGCCGGCCAGAUAUGUUAAAGCAGAAAGACACAGAGAUUAUCUCUCUGUUGGAGGAGAAGGUGCUGCUCUUCAGGGAGAUGUGGGAGGGCUUUAGCCCCAGCGAAGAGGCCUGCAGGCAGGUCGAGCCUUUUUUCAGGUCAGCCUGCAGCCAGGAGCCGCCUCAGGGGGCGUCUAUCAUGAAAGAUGCUCUGCAGGAAGUGGAGACGUUGCAGGCGCUGGUGAAUGGCAGCCUGGGCGGAGCGAUGACCAGCGUACACGAGGGGGGAGGCGCUGGGCCGGUGUGUCUGCCCCGCCGCGCCGAGACCUUUGGAGGCUUCGACAGUCACCAGAUGCACGGCAGCAAGAGUGGAGAAAGAGACGAGAGCGAGGACACAGCGGGGGAGCUACGCAGGACAGAGUCUGACAGCGUUUUGAGGAAGCAGGUCCUUCACAGCGUCUCCAACCUGCAUCUCCUGCUCAGCACUCUGCAGGCGGUGGUGGUCCAGCAGAACAGCUACAUCGAAGACCAGCGGCAGGCCCUGAGCGAGCGUUCCUCCUCGUGCUCGUCCUUGUCAUCGCGGCAGUCCUCCCGUCCCAGCUCCCUGAUUGAGCAAGAGAAGCAGCGCAGCCUGGAGAAGCAGAGGCAGGAGUUGGCCUCCCUGCAAAGGCAACAGGCUGCUCUCGCCGAGGAGAGGCGGAAAAGGGAGGAGUUGAGGGAGCAGCAGCUUUCUGAGAGAGAGUCGGCGGUGCACUCACAGAUAAAUAUUGGCUUGAUGACCAUUCAGAAGAAAUGUCUAAAGCCACAGCAUGGAAAAACCAUUUCGCUUGCAACAAACCCAGAUGUCUCUGCCACACCUCUGCUCAGUCUUGCUGUUAAAAAAAUGAAGGACUUCAACAAAGACAUAGAAGAUGAACCUUUCCUCCUUCUGUACCCCGAUCGGACAGAGGUUUUUAAUAUCCCUGGGACUCAAACACCUUUUACCCUUGCAGAUUAUAAGGCUGAAAUUGGCAAGCCAUAUCAAAGGAUCUCUCUUUUCCUCUGCUUGAAAAGGGACUUUGAAGAAGUUGGAAAAUCAUCAGACUCCUCUGAUUCCGACCCAGAGAUUGUUAUUAAAGAAUCCGAGUUUGAUCUUGCUGAUACACUGCCAUGGGAACCUAUGAAUGAAAGCAGUCCUUUGCAAAACGUGGCAAAAACAGAGAAUGGUGCUGGGAAUCUUGUACUUGCAAAUGAAGUACAACAGGUUUUGGACUUGGAUAACAAUGGCAACAAUCCAGGCACCAGUCAAUGUCUCACUGUCCAGAGCUCCUGUUACAGAGACUACACCACUCUCUUUGAGCCCAUUGUUAUUGAUGAUGACUAUGAGAUUGAAUAUUUUACAGAUGACAAAAAGCAAGACCUGACCCCAGAAGAACAUUUGUUAGUAAAUUUAAUAUUUUGUAUUAAAUUAAUCCACAUCCUGGUCCUGAACGUAAUUACAUAA
Cyprinodon tularosa is the source of this 1474-nucleotide messenger RNA. Its product is annotated as A-kinase anchor protein 13-like. Bases 26 to 1474 code for a protein of 482 amino acids. Lineage: Eukaryota; Metazoa; Chordata; Actinopteri; Cyprinodontiformes; Cyprinodontidae. Gene Ontology annotation, biological process: adrenergic receptor signaling pathway; regulation of Rho protein signal transduction; positive regulation of canonical NF-kappaB signal transduction. The transcript has 11 exons. Gene Ontology annotation, cellular component: membrane; actin cytoskeleton. The record is from RefSeq and is a predicted model, not a curated record. Gene Ontology annotation, molecular function: MAP kinase scaffold activity.